Messenger RNA from Lactuca sativa (garden lettuce), 951 nucleotides. RefSeq names its product MADS-box protein FLOWERING LOCUS C. Lineage: Eukaryota; Viridiplantae; Streptophyta; Magnoliopsida; Asterales; Asteraceae. Gene Ontology annotation, biological process: positive regulation of transcription by RNA polymerase II. Gene Ontology annotation, cellular component: nucleus. Gene Ontology annotation, molecular function: protein dimerization activity; RNA polymerase II transcription regulatory region sequence-specific DNA binding; DNA-binding transcription factor activity. The record is from RefSeq and is a predicted model, not a curated record.
UACAAGACACAGAAGUGCAAAGGGAGGGGUAUCGAGGUUUUCAAAUAUGAAUGACGAGGCACCCUUCUGUGAAAGUAUGGUUUUUUAUAUAAAAGAAAUAAAAAAUAUAAUAUAGAGAGAGAGAUUGAGGAAUAGAGAUAUAUAUCGCAUAGAAUUGAAGUGUUCAUCGGAACUGAAAAAGUUAGGUUUGAAGAAUGGGGCGGAGAAAGUUGGAGAUGAAGCGAAUCGAAGACAAGCAUAGCAGACAAGUGACGUUUUCAAAGCGGAGAUUAGGGUUGAACAAUAAAGCGCGGCAGCUUUCCGUUCUCUGCGAUGUCGACGUCGCCGUCGUCGUCUUCUCCUCCUGUGGCAACCUCUAUGAAUAUUGCAGCGGUAGUACGGAAAGUGUCGACGCUAUGGUUUCCAGGUAUCAUAAAAGCCGCCCUCAGGCAGAAGAGAGACCCACCCAAGAUACGGGAAUUAGCACCAGAUUCAAAACAUGCAAUGAGCUUCUACAGUCAGUAAAAAGAGUUGAUGAAGAAGGGAAAGAUGUCUCUAUGAGUGACAUGACAGAGUUAGAGAAGGAACUUAAUGCUGCUCUUAUGCAUACACGUUCUAGAAAGACACAGUUAAUGAUGGAGCGCGUAUCAAGCCUUCGUGAACAGGAAAAGAAAUUAAGCGACGAGAAUAAAGAACUGAAUCGGCAGUUACAAGUGGCAUCAGCAGUAAACCAGUAUUGUUCACGUCCACCCCAAAAACUUCGAGCACUCCCUCUCUUCAAAGAUUAGCUACUUCCUACACUACAAAUCUGUCUGUUUGUUGUACUCUACGAAUUAAUCAAUAAGCAUCUUCGAACGGAGUUAAUGGGAAAUAUAUAUAUGUAUAAUAUAUGUAUAUAAACUUGCACAUAUAUAUAUAGUAACUAAAUAAAUUAAUAUUGAUUCACCAAUAAAGCUUGUAUAUGUUUGCCGA